AUGCCCCAGUCCUGGUCGAUUAGUAAGUCCAACAGAGCUUUGUCCACUAAUGAAGGAGCUGAAGAGGAAGAGACAAAGGGGAUGACCCGGGGGUGGCUUUUGCUAAUCGCUUCGGCUGCUGCCAGCCAGCGCGGCCACUACAUCGUGGACUACCAGCGCCUCCCGCUGUACCAGGAGUUUUACCUGAGCCCAGGAGUGUACCGGCCUCUGUUCACGGGGAGGCAGGACGCGGUGGUCCAAUCUAGAGCGGUGGCGGACAGCAAGGAGGAGCAGCAGCCGGGACCCCCAGUGGCGCAGGCCCUGCAGCAGCAGGUCUCGGGAGAGAGCCACGAAGCUCACGUGGUCGAAGCAGCCCCGGCCGCCGAGGUCCAGGAGCAGCAGGCUGUCCAAGAGCAGCAGCAGCAGGUGGUCCAGGCCCAGCAGCAGCAGGCGGUGAGGGACGAGCAGCACAUACCGCAGCAGCAGGCCGUCCACUCUCUUCCCGUCCUACAGUACUCCAACUCCAUGACUCCUGACGGCAGUUACAGUUACAAGUGGGUAUAA
Messenger RNA from Nezara viridula (southern green stink bug), 543 nucleotides. NCBI's taxonomy places the organism in Eukaryota, Metazoa, Arthropoda, Insecta, Hemiptera, Pentatomidae. The record is from the annotation of a GenBank genome assembly.